Drosophila grimshawi is the source of this 6349-nucleotide messenger RNA. It is a transcript of the gene LRR, whose product is annotated as F-actin-uncapping protein LRRC16A. Gene Ontology annotation, molecular function: protein binding. Lineage: Eukaryota; Metazoa; Arthropoda; Insecta; Diptera; Drosophilidae. Gene Ontology annotation, biological process: cell migration; regulation of Arp2/3 complex-mediated actin nucleation. The record is from RefSeq and is a predicted model, not a curated record. The coding region runs from base 763 to 5235 and encodes 1490 amino acids. Gene Ontology annotation, cellular component: lamellipodium; plasma membrane. The transcript has 21 exons.
UAAUUUUUAAGCAUAAUUUUUUUGCAAACCACUGCGAAAUUUCUUAGUCAAUAAACGAACUGGGCGGCGCGCCAAAGUCAAUUGAAAGCAGCGCCAUAUAGUUUCACCACAAAGUGUUCAAUUUGUUGUUGCAAAAAAAUUAAACGCGAAUGCGGCAAAAAAACAAAAAAUAAUUCAAAACGAAAUCGCAGAAAUUCCAAAGCAAAUAAUCAAAAUUUAAACGGCGAAAAUCACAGAAAAACCAAACGAAAUUUACAUAAAGCAUUUCUAAAGUGUUUAACGAAUUAGAAUUAGUUAGUUUAGGCAAAAAGUAAACUUCCAGUAAACCCCAAACCCCCGACAAGGGUGGAAAACCGUGUGAAAAUCUCUGUGUGUGUUGAGUGUGUCUCUGUGUGUGUGUAUAAAAAAGGGAAAAAAUUGGUGCGUCUGUGUGUGAAAAAGCGAAAUAUGUCUGAGCAACAAUUUAAGGCUGUUCCUGUUCUCAAGCCCGGCUCAAAUCCAGUUUUGUGCGCAGCGGCUUCGUCUCAGGAUUGAAAUUGUAUCGACAGCAACAACAAACAACAACAACUGCAGCAGCAGCGACAACAACAGCAAACUGCAAAUUGCUUUGGGCCCUUUCCUUGUACCCGCCCCGCCUCCGCUGGCCGCUCGUCAAGGUGGUUAUUCCUGUUUGACUUCAUUUUCACUGGCUGCCAAAUUGCUGCUACUUUCGCCGCAAAAAAAAAAAAAACAACAAACCAAAUAUUUUUUGGGCCUGUCAAAAUGUCGACGCGUUCGCAAUUAACCAAGGACCUCAAUGAAAGCGUCAAGUCCAUACUGGGUCGGCACACAAAGAUCUUGGUCAAGUAUAUGGUUAAAUUGGAAACGAAAGGCGAUAAAACAGAGAAUCGUGUCUUGGUUUUUACGCCCGUUCGCGUUUAUUUGCUCAGUGCCAAGGUGCCCACCAAGAUUGAAUGCCAUUUUCAUUAUUUGGACAUUGUUGGCGUCGAGAGUAAAAAGUCAACACAUUUCUCAAUAAUCACCAGCGAUCGGCCAUAUUCGUUUGCCACAACCGGCGAUGCGGGCAAUUUCAGCUCGAACGCUGAUGUCAUCUUAACCGAUUUAGCCUCGGCCAUUAAGCAAAUAUUUCCAACAGUUCCUCUCAAAUACAUCAUUAAAAAGAUCGACAUCCAACCACCGGAACGGGAGACCAUAUUCUCGGAGGAAUUUCGACCCUCGGAUCCGCGCAAUGUGGGCCCGUGCGGCGGUUUCAGUGCCCAAUAUGCCUGCAUGUGCGAUUUUCACGGGGUGCCCUAUCGCGAGGAGGUCGCCUGGGAUGUGGACACCAUCUACUUGUCACAUGACACACGCCUGCUCAAUCUGCGCGAUUUCGAUCACCUGGAACCCAAAGACUUGAUGGCCAUUGUUUCGGCUUUGGAGUAUAACACGUUUUUUCGUGGUCUAAAGGUUGCACACAUGCGUCUCUCGCACGAGACUCUGGAACGCAUCCUGCAUGUGCUCAGGCGCUCCAUGUGGCUGGAAGAGCUGCAUCUGGAGGCACUAGGUUUAAGAUGGGAUUUCUUGAGUAAGCUGUCGACAUCUGUGAUUUCGAACAACAGUCCAGCGAUACGUACCAUCGAUCUGAGUCACAACAUAAUCGAGGAUAAAGGCGCCAUACACCUUUCUGGUCCCAUAGCCAAGGUAUCGAAGGGUCUGUGCAAAUUGGCGCUCGCUCACUGCGGCCUCACCUCGAAGGGUGUCAAUCAGAUGUCGCAUUCCCUGUCGCUCAAUCAAAGUAUUUCCAAUUCGCUCACCUUUCUGGAUCUGAGUGGCAAUAGUCUCAAGGAUGACAUAACUAAUUUGCACAAUUUUCUGGCUCAACCCAAUGUCCUGGAGCAUCUGGAUCUGGCAUCGACUGAUAUUACGCUGGAAAAUCUAUUUGGAGCUCUGUUGCGCGGCUGUGCCACGCAUUUAUCACAUUUGAAUGUCUCGCACAAUUCGUUCAGCACGAAGAAGGGUAAGGAGAUACCGCCAUCGUUCAAGCAGUUCUUCACCAGCACCCUGAGCCUGAAGCAUCUCAACAUCGCCGGCUGCAAGCUGCCCAUGGAGGCGCUGAAGAAUCUGCUGUUGGGCCUUGCGUGCAAUGAGUCGACGGCUGGCCUGUAUCUCGAUCUCAGCAGCAAUACGCUGGGUGCCCAAGGCGCCCAUGUGCUCGAGUCCUGCAUACAUGGCGUGCGCGUCCUACAAAGUCUCGACAUCAGCGACAAUAAUUUGGAUGCAGAACUAGCAUCUGUGCUGACAGCCAUCUCAAAGAAUCCCUCGAUCCGUACGCUGCAUCUGUGCAGGAGUUUGACGGGCAUGAAGCCCAAGCAUAUACCCACCGUCAUGGACGCUUUGGUCAAUCUGAUACAAAAGGAUGAUUUUCCGCUCGAGGAGCUGGUGCUAUCCGAGAAUAAGCUAAAGCACGAUCUGCACGAUUUCAUCAAUGCCCUCGGCAGUAAUCAGAGCCUGCAAAAGCUGGACAUCAGUGGCAAUUAUAUGGGCGAUGUGGGCGCCCGUCUCCUGGCCAAGGCGUUGCAGAUUAACAAUCGCCUGCGCACCAUUUACCUGGACAAGAAUAGUGUCACGCUGCAGGGCUAUGCGGACAUUGUCUAUGCUUUGGAGCAUAAUCAUAGUAUGCGCACGAUACCCUUUCCCGUCUUUGAUAUAGCGCCGCAUCUGAAGAAUCAUCCAGAUAAAACGGAUGCGGUUAUGCGUAAAAUGCAGGAGCUGUUGCAACGCAACUGUAACGGCUUGAAGCGUGCCAAUGGCCAGGGAUUCAGGCUGCAACAUGGCUUUAUGCUCUCCUCGACGCAUCAGCUGGUGGACAAACUGGUCGCCGAGACACAGGACACCAUUUCGCUGGCCAAAGGUGGUGGCACCGAUAAUGUUUCCGCCGUGCAGCGACUCAUCACCGAUGCGGAGAAUUGCAAACAGUUGAUGCCCAAGCUGCAGGAGGCUGUGCGUAACGAUGGCCAUCCCAUCGAGAUGAAACUGACGCGUGUCGCCAGCGAACUGAGCUAUACGAUCAAAAGCUAUCUGGAGGAGACCCUGGAGACAAUGAUACGCACCGGUGUCGAACAGUGCCCCAAAACGCUGGGCAAUCAGAUUGUCAUCCAAGAUCUGCGCAAGGCGCUCAACGAUCGCCUCCAAAUACCCGAUGAUUUUCUGCAGAAUUGUCUGCUCAAUAAUGCCGGCAGUGAGAUUAUGAACAAAGUUGGUGAAAUUGAGCAAUCGCUGGCUGCUGCCAUUUCGGAUCGGGCCACAGACGAAGUGCUGGAAGCUUUGACCCGCUAUCGUCGCGGCCUUGGAAUAUCCGAGUCGCCAUCGGUGCUGUUAGACGAGCCGCAGACGCCGGACAUUGUGCGCAGUCGUUCCAGUCAUGAAGCUGAGGGCUUGAUCAUACGACCCGGUGGACGUGGCUCCAUUUUGCCCAAACUGGGCCAGGAAUCGCCCACUAAAUUGGAAUAUCUGAACCUUGCCACACCGCAUUUGCCAACGAAACGUCGCUCGGUUGCCCGCAAGGUGCGUCCCCAGUCUGUCGUGGAGAAUCUCAGCCUGAGUCACAUACCCGAUCUGCUGGAGUCACCUUCAUCGCAUCGGUCCAGCUCGCAGCUGUCGACGCGUGCCGCUGCCGUUGCCUUGGGCGCCUCGGGUGCCACAGCCAGCAGCAGUGUCCACAUGAGCGACAGCAUGGCGGCCAUUGAUGAUGGCGGCGUGGACGAGUGCUGUGACUCAAUUACGGAGCUGCCCAGUGCCUCGUUUCAACUGCAGCAUCUGGUCAAGGGUCGCCCGAAGCGGGCCAAGACGCGUGCACCGACCCGACCCCUGGUCAAUGCCGAAUGCGCCGCCUUCGCUGGCCGGGACAUUGGCGAUGGCCUCGAGCACUUCUUUCGACCCGGCUCAGUGACGCCCACAACGCUAACGCCUCUCGUCUCGCCCACAUCCGAGGAGUGCAGCUCGCUCUCGUUUGUCGACAGCCCGACGAUGAGUCGCGAUGGCAAUGGUCACAUGACCUCCGAGGAGACGACGCCCAUCCUCGAGGAGCGUCGACCCAUCAAAUUGGAGCGACAGUCGCCACUGCUCAAGAGCGCCUCGUGGGCAACACGUUCGCGCUCCACGGAUAAUCUGGAGAAGUAUUCACCGCUAGUGGGUCGCAAAUCGCCGCUGGUAAAGAUGCGCACCGAAAGCGGUCCGGGCAACAGCGAGGACGUUCCAGUGCCCAGCGGGGGUCUGCUGAAGGCGGGCACACGCGACGAGCGAAUGCGCUCGCCCAGCAGUGACUCCAUCAAGAGCCAUGCCACAGGCAUGGGCUCAGUGGCCGCCGUCGGCAACGAUGGCAGCUUGUUGGUCAAGACGAGCAACGGCAUUCUGCGCACACCCAUCGCUCUGCAGAAGCCGCGUCCCUGGUCCGUGGUGGGCAACGAACCCAAGGCAACCAAUGACCUGCUAACGGGAAAUGGCAGCGUUGACUCGAACAAAACAACACCCGAUAUGCUUGAAGAAGAUGUGGAAGUGGUGCCUUUUGGUCAAGGCGUUGGCGGUUCCAUUGUGGGUAUUACACCAGGCAUUGCUCUAUCCGCGGGCGGCGGUGGCAGCAUUGUUGGCAUUACGCCAGGCGCUGCACUGGAAAAGAAGUCGGUGCGGGAACUGGCCGCUGGUCUGAGUCGUCUGGACCUGCCCCUUAAGCCGCCCAUAAUGCCCAGAACCAUGUUGAGUCAGUCUGCAGUCAGUCGCAUGAGCACUGCCAGCAAUACCAGCAACAUCAGCAAUAUCAGCAACAGCAGCAACAACAGCAAUUCAACGACCACAACAAUGACUACAACGACAACAGUAUUAAACAAUCAGAUGCGCUCAAAGAUCAUCAGCACGAGCAGUGUAAACAGCGCGACCCAAGAAACGCUCAGCAAAACGAUCAUCACUGAGCAUGGCAGCAGUUCAAUUUCCAAUUCCAGCUCCAGUUCAAGCCGAAGUACAAAUAAUCAUCAUGCCAUGGCCUGUGCGAGUCUCAUCAGCAAUGAGAUCCUGAGCAUGCGCAACGCCCAGCGGACGACUUCCAAGGCGAACAGCUGUGCGGAGAGCAAUGUGAAGCGCAUUGCGGGCAAAGAGGUGUCAACGCUAUUUGAGGAGACAUUAGUUGAAGGCCUGCAGAGCAACUCGGCGAGACGCAUGUUUAGGGAGUCGACCUAUACGAAAGAGGAUGUCGUUGAUUUAUAAAUUGUCUAUUAUAAAUAUAUGCUCAACUCAACAUUCCUCACGCCCAAAACCCCCCAAUCCCCUCCCCAACAAAAGAAAGGAAAGAAAAAGAAAAGAAAAGAAAAAAAUUAGCAGACUUAAAGUUAAUAUGAUAAUAAUGAUAAAUGCUAAUGAUAAUUGAUAAUAUUGGUAUAAUGUGGAAAGGUUGCAACUAAUUCGUACUGAACUCUUUCAUUUAUGUGCAAUGGCGCGCGCGUGUUUUUUGUUUUUAACUCUUUGGCAAUAUUGAAUGAACGUGAUUUAUUUAUUUAUAUAUACUUUUUACCCAAAAUAACUUUUGCAUAUUUAUAAACAACAACAAACAACAAACAAACAAAAACAACCAACGUUUUUAUGUACUAGAUUUUUAUGUAUUUUAAAAUGAGUUAAGUGCCAAUUAUAUACAAGAAACAAAUCUAUUUUUCAAUUUAUCUAUUGAAUAGAAGUAACUAACGAAGAAGAGCGCAAUGAAUAUUAUGAUAUAUAUGUUUAUGUAUAAAUCGAUUGCGUGCAUAAAAACUACUUUAAUGGCCUAAACAAAUUAAAUAAAAACAAAAACAAAAUUAAAAAUCAAAUAUAAUAUUUUUUAUAACUGCUUCCAAACAAAAGAAAACUAUGUGUAUUUUUUAUUUUCAACAUUAUUUCCAUUUACUUAGUACUAUGUAUAUGUAAACGACAAUCUUUUUAUUUUUUGUUUUUAGUAUCUUUAUUUAAUUUUUACAAAGUUAACAAAUUAACGUUAAGCAACUAGGCAGAACAGAAAAACAUUUAAUAAAAUCGCAUUUAAUAAAUUACAGAAAAACUACAUUUGUCAAGAUUUACAUUUUUAAAACAAACAUUAUGAACACACACAUGUAGUUUGCACGUAAUGAUAAAAAUAAUGUUUAUGAAUAACAUUUAAACCCAGUCCACCACCACCGAACCACGAAUACACUUCAAUUUUAAAUAGUGUUGAACGAUUUUCCCAUAGCUGGCUCAAAUAUGUAGUUUGCCAUUUCAAAACCAAGACAACACAAACAAAACGAAUAAACGAAUGAUUGUAACGUGUUCAUUAAAGUUUAAGCACUCUUGCAAAUUUAUUGUAAUGUAUUGAAAU